Messenger RNA from Capsicum annuum, 3072 nucleotides. Its product is annotated as elongation factor 1-alpha. The coding region runs from base 586 to 2763 and encodes 725 amino acids. Gene Ontology annotation, molecular function: GTP binding; GTPase activity. Gene Ontology annotation, biological process: translation. Lineage: Eukaryota; Viridiplantae; Streptophyta; Magnoliopsida; Solanales; Solanaceae. The record is from RefSeq and is a predicted model, not a curated record. The transcript is spliced from 12 exons.
AAAUUAUGUAGUACUCUAGUAUAUAAAAAAAGUGAAAAGUAUAUAUUUUAAUUAGUUAAAAAUUAAAUUAAUCGGGUCAUUCUCCUUUUUCAUCUUAGUUCCGAAUUUUAGAAAAGCAUGUAAAAUAGGCAGAAAAGUUUUAUUUAGAGGGAAUUAUGAGUGAAUGACGAAUCCUCGAUAUCGCAGCAAAUUCACACUUUUCAACACAGUUUCUUUCGAUUCUGCGACUGUUCUUCGCCGGAGUUGACAACAGAAAAUUCAAAUCUUCUCCCCGCACACUCAGCGCACUCAGAGAAGGUGUUCUUGUCUUCGGUGUGUAUUUUAUGAAUUUUCUGCACAGAUUGGGACAGGAUUUUCUGGUCCAUAAAUCAGUUGGAGAUGUUUUUCAAAUGAGGUCAUCAUCAUCAAGGGAAAUUACAUUCAUAUUCAACUUUAUUUCAUUGUGACAAAGGAAAAUUGUGUUCUAUUUUACUGUUGGAAUUGCUGGGAUUACACAUUACGUCACACCUUCAGUAAUUUGCAUUUGAUUUAUCAAGAGAGUAACCAUUCAAGUACAUGAUUUUUAGACAUAGCUGAAAGUUCACCAUGCCUCGUAAGGUGAAUUAUGGAGUUAACUACGAGGAAGAUUUUGAUUACUAUGAAGAUGACGGUUAUGACUAUGAUGAUGAUUAUGCAGAGGGAAAUGGUGCGCCGCCAGAAACAAGGUCAAAACAGGAGUCGGUUAAGGCUGGGGUUUGGCGUUGUCCCAUUUGCACAUUUGAUAAUGAAGACACUAUGAAUGUAUGUGAUAUAUGUGGAGUCCUUCGUAAUCCAUUGGUCAAAAAUCGUGUCAGCAGUAAAGAAAAUGCAGUUGGUGGCAUAUGUAAAGGUUCUGGAGCAUCUGUAAUGGCCGAGUCUCUAUUUCCAUCACUGCUGCUUCAGAAAGCAAAAAAUGCUAUAAACUUUGAAGCACUGAAUAACUCUUUUAAGACUGAAGAUUGCUUUAACUUCUACAAGCCUGGAAAUAUAUGUGGACAGUUUCAUGAUUUGCACAGAGCUUUUUGCUCUCAAAGCCACUGCAAGAUUAAUAUAGUACCUUUCAAGUUUGACUCUCCAUCUCCAGACGAUUUAGUACUGAGUGGAAUAACACCAUCCAGAUUACGUCCCAAAGCUGAUACUAGCAAGACUUUACAGUUAAAUAUCCCAUCAAAUAACAAAGAAGUGAGUGCAGAAGUUAAAAAGGAAUUGGCUGCUGAAGGGCAUCCAAGCUCUUCAACAUCAUUAGCAAAAGUUAAACAUGAUGAUCUGAAGGAUAGUGGUUCUUCUUCGAAAACUAGAGGAAAUAAUGGUCUAACAAGCAACUUGAACAAUAUGUCUAUAUCGUCAAAGCUUCACAAUGUGGCUAUUGUAAAGAGUGACAGUGCAACAUCAAGCUCAAAGAAUAAGCUUCAGAAAAUUGUACAGCCUCCUCAAGCAGAAGACAACUUCAACCAGCUAAAUCUUGCAAUUGUUGGACAUGUGGAUUCGGGGAAAUCAACACUGUCAGGAAGGUUACUACACCUUUUGGGGCAGAUAUCCCAUAAGGAAAUGCACAAAAAUGAAAAAGAGGCUAAGCAGCAAGGGAAAGGAUCAUUUGCUUAUGCUUGGGCAUUGGAUGAGAGUGCUGAAGAAAGAGAGAGGGGAAUAACUAUGACAGUGGGCGUUGCCUACUUUAACACAAAAUGUUACCGUGUUGUUCUGCUUGAUUCUCCAGGCCACAGGGAUUUUGUCCCAAAUAUGAUAUCUGGUGCUACACAAGCAGAUGCAGCAAUUCUUGUAACUGAUGCUUCAGAAGGUGCAUUUGAAGCAGGUAUUGAUGCUACUGGAGGUCAGACGAGGGAGCAUGCACAACUUAUCAAAAGCUUUGGGGUGGAUCAGAUUAUAAUUGCUGUUAACAAAAUGGACACAGUGGGAUACUCCAAAGAACGAUUUGACGCAAUUAAGAAACAAUUAGGCUCAUUUCUCCGUGCUUGUAAGUUUAAAGAUUCUUCAGUAGCAUGGAUUCCCCUAAGUGCCAUGGAAAACCAAAAUUUGGUGACAGGUCCAUCAGAGUCACGGUUGUUGUCCUGGUUUCAAGGUCCUUGCCUAUUGGAUGCAAUAGACUCUCUCCAACCUCCUCAAAGGGAUUACUCGAAGCCAUUUUUAAUGCCAAUAUGUGAUGUUGUAAGAGUGCAGUCUCAAGGACAAGUGUCAGUAUGCGGUAAGUUGGAGAGGGGAGCUCUUCAAACUGGAAACAAGGUUUUAGUUAUGCCAUCUAGAGAAAUGGCGACAGUGCGUUCUUUGGAACGUGAUUCUCAGGUUUGUAACACCGCAAAAGCUGGAGACAGUGUCACUAUCAAUCUACAAGGUAUUGAUGCAAGUCAUGUGAUGGCGGGGGGUGUCUUGUGCCACCCUGAGUUCCCUGUUCCAGUUGCAAAUCAUUUGGAACUGAAGGUCCUCAUCCUGGACAAUGCCAGUCCAAUUUUAAUUGGCUCUCAGUUGGAAUUUCUUGUACACCACACUAAGGAGGCUGCAAGAGUUGUGAAGAUUUUGUCAUUGCUUGAUCCGAAGACCGGAAAAGAGACUAAGAAAUCACCUCGAUGUCUUCUGGCAAAGCAGAAUGCUAUGAUUGAGGUGGUUUUGCAAGGAGUUGUUUGCAUUGACGAGCAUUCUAAUUGUAAAGCUCUUGGAAGGGUGUCCCUCCGAUCAUCAGGAAGAACCGUUGCCCUUGGUCUGGUCACCCGAGUUAUAGGGAAGCAGGAAUAAAAACACAACACAGCAGCAAAGGUUCAUGUGAAGAUCUGUAGCUUGAAAGAGAAACCACAUGGACAGCAAAAGCUGCCUAAAUUUAUCAUCUACUGCAAAGUGAGCGACUGACACACUCUUUCUAUUUCUAAGAGAAAAGUGGGAAUCCAUGGUGGGGCUAGUCAUGUUUUACAUGUACAUUACUUCUAUUCUGAUAGGAUUCUUUUUCUUGUUCUUUAGUACUACAACUAUAAUUUUAUUCAGCCCCUUUCUUUAUGUACUAUUAAUUAAGAGUUAAUACAUAAAUAUCACCCUAAAUUUAACACCAAA